Messenger RNA from Coffea arabica (coffee), 2011 nucleotides. RefSeq lists its product as uncharacterized. The record is from RefSeq and is a predicted model, not a curated record. Gene Ontology annotation, molecular function: zinc ion binding; nucleic acid binding. NCBI's taxonomy places the organism in Eukaryota, Viridiplantae, Streptophyta, Magnoliopsida, Gentianales, Rubiaceae.
CGAGAAAUUAAUGCCUUUUCAUUGUAGGUUAAAGGGCGUGAUUUUUGGACAGAGCCUUAAAAUAGAAUUUAAACCGCCAAAACCCUCGUCAUCGUCCUCAAAACCUCAAACAGCCCAAACGGAGGGAGCGGCGGAGUAACACUUAAAUCUUAAUCAUGGGCAACCUCUCCGACGUCGUAUACCCCGAACUCAAAGCUACCCAAAAGUUGUCCUCCACGGGGGACAACUUCCUCAUUUGGAAGCUCAAACUCGCCUUCGUCCUCACCGACCAUCAACUCCCCCACCUCCUCAGCCCAACCAGGGAGGACCCCAAAUGGCACGACAAAAACGACGCCGCCAAGUUUCUCAUCCUCAGGACUCUCGACGACGAUCUCCUCCUUGAAUUCUCCGACUACCCCACCCCUUCAUCCAUCAUGGAAGCCCUCCUCCACCGCUUCGAUAAUAGGCUGAAAGCCUUCAGAAUUCUCCUGCUAAGGCGCUACAGGGACCACCGGAUGGCCGCGGACGCCCACAUUUAUCAGCAUGUGUUCAGGAUGCGGGCUAUGGCGAAAGAACUCGAGUAUGCAGGGAUCAAGAUUCCUGAUGAGAUGCAGGCUGUGGCUUUGUUGAAUAGCCUGCCGGAUGAUUGGGAUGAUGAUGUGGAACGGUUGGCAAUCGGGUUGGAUGGAGCUUCCACAGAAAAGUUGAGUUUUGAUUGUGUGAGCCGGCGGUUGAGGAUGGUUAGCGAUGUUAGAUCGUUGAAAAAGUUAAACAAUGCGAAGAAGUUAAAGAACAAAUUCAGGGGUAGUUGUUAUAAUUGUGGGAAACGAGGGCACCACCAAUCAGAUUGCCCUGAGCAAGGUUCAUCCAAGCAGAAAAGUUCUUCUUCAGAGCUUUUCACAUUCCCUGGUGCAUCUGCAACUCUAUCUGAAAUAAUAUAUCCUCAAUUGAAGACCUAUUUAAAAAUUAACUGCAAGGGAUCAAGAUUUUCUACAUGGAAGAGAGACCUUUUUGAUGUCCUUGAAGAUAACCAAGUUGAAUAUGUCCUCAAAGACCUAAAACCUUCUGAGCCUACAGAUGCUGCAUCUGAGGUUGAUGCUCAGCUUUAUGAUAAGUGGCAUGCAGAUGAUUUCACGUGUCGCCACCUUAUCCUUGGAGCAAUGGACGAUGAUGUCUUCCUUAGCUUCCAUGACUAUCCAACUGCCAAAGCUCUUCUAGAUUCUCUUGAAGCAUUCUUUAAUUCUCCUUCCACUGCUCAAAAGUUGGUUCUGCUCAAGAAGUAUAUGAACAAUCAUAUGUCAGAUGAUACACUGAUUAUGGAUCACAUUUUAAAGAUGGACUUGAUGGCACAUAAGCUGGAAAUAGCUGGUGUCAACGUCCCUAAUGAGAUGCAAUCUCUUGUUUUGGUGGACAGUUUACCAGUGUCAUGGGGGGACACUCUAACAUUGUUGAAUAUAAACAUGACUUUGGAUAUGGAGAAUGGUUUGAGCCUGGAUAAUGUAAGAAAGAGGGUGAGAGAUACUGGUCAGAUGAAAGAACUGAUGGCUCAAGCAGAUGACUCGUUGUUCGAUGGCAAUGGCAAUAGAAAUACAAAGAGGGUUUUCAGGGGCAAAUGUUUUUCUUGUGGACGGCCAGGUCAUUACCAAUCUGAUUGCCCUGAUCAAGAUAUCACAGGCCAGUGGAUCCCAGCACAUUUUGCUAUGUGCUUGAAACAACUUCUUAUUUGGUCCUAUUAAUUUAAGAAACAUCCAGUGCUCGGCUGUGUUUGAGAUUUUUAAGGUAUACAGGCAUGGUAGAAUGUAUAUCCCCUGCCGAAUUUGUGACUUUAGAACUAAAGCUCCAUUUUUACCAUUGCCUAUGAUGGCUUUUGAAACUAGUGCAGAACUUGAAAACUAGAAUCUCCCAGAACAUGUGUAUUUCGUUUACAGAUUGGUAGGGUUUCUGGUGAGAAUUUUGCUACUUAUUUCAAUAGUAUCUUGGAAUAUGAUCAUGUUUUAAUCUCUACGUUCUUCUAUUAUGCAUGAAUUUCAGC